AUGGGGAACGAGCGCUGGAAAACCAUGGGAGGAGCCUCGCAACUUGAGGACGGGCAGCAGGAGAAAUCUCAGAGGAUGAGCUGCGGGUACAUCCUGUGCACUGUCCUGCUUUCGGUGGCCGUCCUCCUGGCAGUGACGGUCACGGGGGCCAUCCUCUUCAUGAACCACUACCACACGCCCGUCACCGAGUCGCCCCCCGUCAUCAGCACCAACCCCGAGGAAGCCAAUGCGCUGGUCACCAUCGAGAAAGCCGACAGCUCCCGCAUCAACAUCUUCAUCGACCCCAACUGCCCCGACGCGGCGGGCAGCUUCGGGCGCCUGGAGGGGCUGCAGACCUCCAUGCUGCGUGCCAUCACCGACCACGACGCCGAGGCCAAGGCCACCAAGAGCCAGCAGAAGGCCCUGCUGGUCACGGUGGCGGACGAGGUGGCCAAGCUACUGACGCACGCCGUGCAGCUGCGCGCCGACUGCGACGGCCUCAAGAAGGGGCACAGCGCCAUGGGGCAGGAGCUCAGUGCCCUGCAGGGCGAGCAGGGCAGGCUCAUCCAGCUGCUCUCGGAGAGCCAAACCAACAUGGCUCGGCUGGUGAGCUCUGUCAGCGACGUCCUGGACACGUUGCAGAAGGAGCGCGGUGGUGCCCGGCCCCGGCUCAAGGCUGACCUGCAGCGAGCGCCGGCCAGGGGAGCACGGCCCCGGGGCUGCUCCAACGGGUCCCGGCCCCGAGACUGCUUUGACAUCUAUGCGAGUGGACAACAAGAGGAUGGGAUUUACUCCAUCUUCCCUACACAUUACCCCUCCGGCUUCCAGGUCUACUGUGACAUGACGACUGACGGGGGCGGCUGGACGGUGUUUCAGCGGCGCGAGGACGGCUCCGUGAACUUUUUCCGUGGCUGGGAAGCCUACCGGGAUGGCUUCGGAAAGCUGACGGGAGAGCACUGGUUGGGGCUGAAGCGGAUCCACGUGCUGACGGUGCAGGGAAGCUACGAGCUCCGCAUUGACCUGGAGGACUUUGACAAUGGCACCGCCUUCGCCCACUACGGCAGCUUCGGCGUGGGGCUCUUCUCCGUUGACCCCGAGGAGGAUGGCUACCCCGUCUCCAUCGCCGACUACUCGGGGACGGCAGGAGACUCGUUCCUGAAGCACAACGGGAUGAAGUUCACCACCAAGGACCUGGACAACGACCACUCAGAGAACAACUGUGCGGCUUUCUACCAUGGCGCCUGGUGGUACCGCAACUGCCACACCUCCAACCUCAACGGGCAGUACCUCAAGGGCCACCACAGCUCCUACGCCGACGGCAUUGAGUGGUCCUCCUGGACCGGCUGGCAGUACUCCCUCAAGUUCACCGAGAUGAAGAUCCGGCCCAUCCGGGAGGAGAAUUAG
Messenger RNA from Gavia stellata (red-throated loon), 1383 nucleotides. RefSeq names its product fibrinogen C domain containing 1 (gene FIBCD1). The coding region runs from base 1 to 1383 and encodes 460 amino acids. The transcript has 7 exons. The record is from RefSeq and is a predicted model, not a curated record. NCBI's taxonomy places the organism in Eukaryota, Metazoa, Chordata, Aves, Gaviiformes, Gaviidae.